Cryptococcus wingfieldii CBS 7118 is the source of this 495-nucleotide messenger RNA. RefSeq lists its product as hypothetical. The record is from RefSeq and is a predicted model, not a curated record. The coding region runs from base 1 to 495 and encodes 164 amino acids. The transcript has 3 exons. Lineage: Eukaryota; Fungi; Basidiomycota; Tremellomycetes; Tremellales; Cryptococcaceae.
AUGUUACCCGAGACAAAGGGGACAGAUGAGUUGCCAGCUGCGCAUCCAACCUCUUCUAUGGCGCAGCAGCGGAAGACAGUAGGAAACUCUUCUCAGGCGGCCUGCAAGCAGUAUGCAGCCCAGAUGAAGAAGGACGUUCUUGGGGCUGAUGAAGAGCAGAAGGCCAUGAGGAAGAAGGAGGGGGUAAUGAGGAUCCAAGCUCUUCCGGCUGCUGUGGUUCAUCGUUCGUCAAAGAGUACAGCCAAGGCAUUCCAGGCCAAACUUUGGGAGUUGCCCGACAAGAUGACGCUUUACCCAUCCGACCAGAACCUUGAGCAAGUUCUGGAUGAAGCACUCAGUCAAGUGAAGUCUUCAUGGAGCGCUCUUGAUGGAGCGCUCUUGAUGAAGAGAACGGGCAGCAGGCCUGAUUUGCAAAACACAAAUUCGACUGGCCCAAAUAAAUGUACAGAAAACUGGCAACUCUUCUUCUGUCAAGUUCAGCUCCCUUCCAACUAA